CUUUUACUUCUGUUUUCCAGGCGUCAUGAUGUCGCGCGUCGUCUCCAAGCAAGGUGCGCUCAGAGCAAACAAACAGUACGAACUACGACUGGUCCUUGGAACAACGAGGGCUUUCAAGCUGUGCUCUUGUCAGCAACACAACGCCAGGCUUCCUCACUUGCAAGAAAGAAACGUCGAUACCAGCAGUGCAUAGAAGCCCAAGACGCUCUUUGGUGUCCUAGAAGAGCAGUACUUACACCAGGCGAACCGCGUCUGUUGAGGGCCUUCUGUUGAAGCUAUGUAACGUAAAUGUAAAGUGCUUUGGUCUUCCUCGGU
Amoebophrya sp. A25 is the source of this 315-nucleotide messenger RNA. The record is from the annotation of a GenBank genome assembly. NCBI's taxonomy places the organism in Eukaryota, Dinophyceae, Syndiniales, Amoebophryaceae.